CUCUGCUGCGGGGUGAUGGCUAUAUCUAUAUAUGUCUCCCCCGCCGCUUGAACUCGUCAAUCCACAAUCACCUCGCAUCUAGUACUUCCCAACUAUACAUCGCCCACCUUCAAUUAUAUACAAUAACCCGGCCUAUCCAAAACCAAACACGAUGGGAUCGAUAACGACCACUUCCACUCUCCCCCCAGACUUCCUCUGGGGGUUUGCGACCGCCAGCUACCAGAUCGAAGGCGCCGUCACCGAAGACGGCCGCGGCCCCUCCAUCUGGGACACCUUCUGCAAGAUCCCAGGCAAGAUCGCCGGUGGAGCCACCGGUGACGUCGCUUGCGACUCAUACCACCGCACCGCCGAGGACAUCGCCCUGCUGAAGGAAUGCGGUGCCCAGGCGUAUCGCUUUUCUAUCUCAUGGUCCCGCAUCAUCCCCCUCGGCGGCCGCAACGACCCCAUCAACGCAGAUGGUCUCCAGCACUACAUCCGCUUUGUGAAUGACCUCCUCGCGGCGGGCAUCACACCCUUGGUCACGCUCUUCCAUUGGGACCUUCCCGAUGAGCUAGACAAGCGGUACGGCGGACUGCUGAACAAGGAGGAGUUCGUAAAGGACUUUGUCCACUACGCGCAGGUCGUCUUUGAAGCCCUGGCGGGCAAGGUCAAGCAUUGGAUCACCUUUAAUGAGCCCUGGUGUAGCAGUGUGCUGGGGUAUAAUGUGGGGCAGUUCGCGCCGGGGCGGACGAGUGAUCGGACGAAGAGUCCGGUGGGCGAUGGGUCCCGCGAGUGUUGGGUUGUCGGACAUAAUUUGCUUGUGGCGCAUGGCGCCGCGGUGAGGGUUUAUAGGGAGGAGUUUAGGGGGGUUGAUGGGGAAAUUGGGAUUACACUUAAUGGCGACUGGGCUGAACCCUGGGACCCCUCUAACCCAGCGGACGUGGAGGCCAGUGAGCGAAAGCUCGAGUUCACGAUUGGCUGGUUCGCGGACCCUAUCUACAAAGGGAAAUACCCGGACAGCAUGAUCCAGCAGCUCGGGGACCGGCUCCCGCAAUGGACGGAAGAGGAUAUCUCCCUCGUGCGUGGCAGCAAUGACUUCUACGGCAUGAACCACUACUGCGCCAACUACAUAAAAGCAAAGACGGGUGCGCCUGACCCCGACGACACGGCUGGUAAUCUGGAGAUCCUGCAGCAGAACAAGAACGGCGAGUUCGUCGGCCCCGAGACCCAGUCAACUUGGCUUAGGCCGUCGCCAAUCGGGUUCCGCAAGCUGCUGAAGUGGUUGAGUGAGCGGUAUGAGCAUCCCAAGAUCUAUGUUACUGAGAACGGGACCAGUUUGAAAGGCGAGAAUGAUCUCCCGCUGGAGGAGCUACUGCAGGAUGAUUUCCGCACGGAGUAUUUUAGGGGUUAUGUGGCUGCCAUGGCGGAUGCUUCUGCUUUGGAUGGUGUGAAUGUGAGGGCUUAUAUGGCGUGGAGUUUGAUGGACAACUUUGAAUGGGCAGACGGAUACGAGACCCGGUUCGGGUGCACCUACGUCGACUACGAGAAUGGCCAGAAGAGGAUCCCCAAGGACAGUGCCAAGCAGCUGCGUCAGAUCUUCGACCAGUAUAUCCAGAAGUAAGGUGGAUUCUGUCAGUCUGUGUAGCUAUCGAUUUAUUCUAUCGUAUUGUUUAUUUAUUCCAUAGUCUUGA
Molecule: messenger RNA, 1670 nt
Organism: Aspergillus heteromorphus CBS 117.55
Lineage: Eukaryota; Fungi; Ascomycota; Eurotiomycetes; Eurotiales; Aspergillaceae
Product: glycoside hydrolase family 1 protein
Exons: 5
Coding region: 152-1600 (482 amino acids)
Biological process (GO): carbohydrate metabolic process
Molecular function (GO): beta-glucosidase activity
Source: RefSeq, a predicted model, not a curated record